AUGAUAGGGACGAAAAUUCAAUCCUUUGUCUUAGCCAAGACGGCCAGAGAGUAUGAACAUUUGUUGAAGGAGAAGCAAUGUUUGUUCAUCCGUAAUCCUUCAUUAGGCGAGAAUCGACAGAAAGUGAAGUAUGUCCAUAUUUCGACGAAAAUUAAUCUAAACAGCAACGCAAUAGUUUCGGUUUGUGAUGAACCUGUUGGUACUGAGUGGGGAUUCGACUUCUCUCCUUUUAGUUCUGUUGUUGAAGACCCGACUGACGACAAUAAGUCCUUUAAAAGUCCAAUUGACGUAAUUGGUUUUGUCGUUAAGAGUUUUCCUUAUGAUCUAAAAGAGGAUACCAAAGACGGGAAACAAGAAAAGAAGCUAACAUUCAUGCUUCAGGAUUUAGAGUUUGUUAAUCCUUUUUUUGUCUACUAACUAUAUAUAACUCAAUCACUCAUAUUCUAAUUUUUAACUUAUGUUAUUUUUUUUCAUAGAGGGAAG
Molecule: messenger RNA, 483 nt
Organism: Helianthus annuus (common sunflower)
Lineage: Eukaryota; Viridiplantae; Streptophyta; Magnoliopsida; Asterales; Asteraceae
Exons: 3
Coding region: 1-417 (138 amino acids)
Source: RefSeq, a predicted model, not a curated record